Molecule: messenger RNA, 3168 nt
Organism: Rhea pennata
Lineage: Eukaryota; Metazoa; Chordata; Aves; Rheiformes; Rheidae
Product: 1-aminocyclopropane-1-carboxylate synthase-like protein 1
Exons: 15
Coding region: 74-2539 (821 amino acids)
Biological process (GO): biosynthetic process; amino acid metabolic process
Molecular function (GO): transaminase activity; pyridoxal phosphate binding
Source: RefSeq, a predicted model, not a curated record
CCGCAUCGCGGAGGUGUUGAGGGAGAAGGGCAUCCACCGCACCGGGGACCAGUGCCGGGAGAAGAUCAAGAAGAUGAAGCUGGAGUACCGCCGGAUCAAAGACAACAGCAAGGCGCCCCGGGGGGGGCGGACGUGGAAGUUUUAUGAGGUGAUGGACCGGGUGCUGAACAGCCGCCCGGCCCUGCCCUACGGCCCCCUGAGCAGCAGCGUGAUGGCCCAGCAGGUGCUGCAGGGCGGCAUGGUGGACGGCUAUCACCAGUUCGCCUCGUCCGCCCUGCCCUUCGGACACUCCCAGCACCCUGAACUGAUGGAAAUCAAAUGUGAGGAGGUGAACUCUGAGCGCUGCUUGACCCCAGAGCCCCCAGCAUCUAUGUCUUACCAGCAGGGCACCCCUGAAGAACAUGAGAUGGAGAGAGCCUUCUUGGAGAGGGCCCAGAACGACUCUCCCAUCUCCAGGGUGGAGAUUCCCAUUGAAACCAGUGUUUCACCUUCAGGUUUCAGUGAGCCCAACAUGGCAAACUCAUCGCGGAUCCAGAAUGUGGUGCCUCGGCCUGGCUUCUCCGCCUUGCAUCGUCUGAGGAAAAAGCGGAAAGGCCAGCGAGUGAAAGACCCGCUUGAUGAUCUCUUGCUGAAGACCCUGACAUCUCAGCGGGCCAUGGAAGAGCGCUUUUUGCAGAUGGAAGAACGACGGUUUCAGCGAGAUUUGGACGCGGAGGAGCGCCGGAUGCAGCUGGAGCAGCGACGUUUUGAGCUGGAGCGGGAGCAUGAGUUUCGCAUGUUCAGUGUUUUCGCUCAGAUGCUCAGCAUCUUAAAGCAGAGCCACAACGGCUCUUCCUCUUCCCUUGCAAUGCCUCGGGGUUUGGACUUCAACCAAAUACUGUCUGAAAUUGCCGGCAUGGCAGGAGUAGGUGGCGACCUACAAGAGGCUAGAGCCGUGCAGCCAGGUCGGCCCCUUGCUGAGAGGAGGAUUGACUUGCGCGGUUUCUGCAGCCCCGGCGAGUUCCAGAGGAGCCCCUACCUCUCUGCUCGAGGCAAUGUUGCCAAUGUUUUUCGGGGCUCCACAGAGGAAGGAUACAAAGCUUAUCAUGCUGAUAAGUAUGAUGAAGACAAGAACCCCAAUGGUAUAAUUAAUUUUGGCACCAGUGAGAAUAAACUCUGCUUUGACCUGAUGUCUAAACGGCUGACACAGACUGAUAUGAAUCUCAUGGAGCCGCCACUGCUUCAGUAUCCUGAUUGGAAGGGACAUAUGUUUUUACGGGAGGAAGUGGCUCGAUUUUUGACCUAUUACUGCAAGGCCCCUGCACCUCUUAAGGCAGAAAAUGUGAUUGUGUUGAAUGGUUGUGGCUCUCUGUUUUCUGCGUUAGCUACAGUCCUGUGUGAUCCAGGGGAAGCUGUUCUGAUUGCCACUCCUUUUUACGGUGGUAUUACCCAGAGUGUGUUUCUAUAUGGCAACGUCAAACUGGUGUAUGCCUAUUUAGACAGUAAGAUCACUGGAACAAGCACUCGGCCCUUUCAACUUACAGUGGACAAACUGGAAAAGGCCUUACAGGAUGCCCGGGCAGAGGGUGUCACUGUAAGGGCUUUAAUUCUUCUGAAUCCCCAAAAUCCCCUAGGGGACAUCUACUCCCUGUCAGAGCUACAGGAUUACCUGGAAUUUGCUAAAAGACAUGAAUUGCAUGUGAUAGUAGAUGAGAUCUACAUGCUGUCAGUAUUUGACGAAUCAGCCACAUUUCACAGUGUCCUAGGCAUGGACAGAUUGCCUGAUCCACAGAGGACUCAUGUGAUGUGGGGAAUAACCAAGGAUUUUGCUGUCUCUGGGAUUCGCUUUGGUACUUUAUAUACAGAGAACCAAGAUGUUGCUAAUGCAGUGGCUUCUUUGUGUUAUUUUCAUGGGGUUUGUGGACCUGUCCAGCACAAGGUUGCACAGCUGCUUAGAGACAGAGACUGGAUCAACCAGGUGUACCUGAGGGCCAACCAUGCCCGCCUAAAAGCUGCCCAUACGUAUGUAACAGAUGAGCUGAAGACACUUGGGGUCCCUUUUCUCAACCGCAGUGCAGGCUUCUUUGUCUGGAUUGAUUUCCGAAAGUACCUUAGGACAGGAACGUUUGAGGAGGAGAUGCUACUCUGGAGGCGUUUUCUUGAUAACAAGGUCCUGCUAUCCUGUGGUAAAGCCUUUGAAUGCAGUGAACCUGGCUGGUUCCGCAUUAUCUUUGCUGACAAAACACAUCGACUACAGUUAGGUAUGCAGCGAAUCCGCAAAGUUUUGGAAGAGCAGGAGCAGGAAAUCUUGGCUGAGGCAAAGGAACAACCUUGUCAAUCAGAUCAGGAUGGCAAAGCAGAUAGCACAGAUGAAGUCAUUUUUGUAUCCCGCCACCAGGAGCCUACCUGUGCUGGUAGCUCCAACCUUGGUGACCUUAUUGGUCUCCUGCAGCAACAAAUGCGUUCAUCUGACUGGCUACAGAAAAAUACAGCAGAGCAAUUUGCACAGGAAAAGCCAGAGAUCUAUGAUGUAUUCAGCAAACUGGUGGAGAAACAGUAGGGAUCAGUGGCCCUUCGAACGGAUUUGCUGAGCAGUGACUGACCCUGAGCCCUUAACAGCUCAGCAUUGACUUCCAGCAAAUAAUACAUUUUCUGUAUAGCAAGAAAAUUACUUUGUAAAACCCAUCCUCUAGCCUCUGUUUGAGAUCUCUAAUUUGUAUUAUAUAGAUGCUUUCCUUGGAUUGGGCUGAGGGUAUGGAAUGGUGGGGGUCUUUUUUGCCUGCUACCCCCUGUCUUGCUGCAUCAUUGUAUUUUGUAUUUCAUUUCUAAUGAAUAUGCUCUUAACUCUCUUAUAAGGUCCUGUGGUGUCAUUUUUUUAUGCUGCUUCUUAAUUUCACUCUUCCCAGAAAGAGACACUUGAGACUGUUAAAAUGUUUUAUGGUUUUCUUUUCCUGAAUGAUGAGCAAAAGUAAUUUAUUAUUUCAGUGCCAGAAAUGACAUGACUGCUUUCCCAUAGAGAUGUUUUUGAUAGCUAAAAUCCAGUGUCAGCACUGGCUUAGCCCCAGCUAAAGGUAAAUAAGCAUGUAUACAUAUUCAAAUGUAUGGGUGAGACUCCUAGAAGUCUGAUUGUUUUAUCUGAGUUCUAUAAAGCUUUUCAUAUUGAGAUCACUGGUUUCUGUUCUGAUCUCA